CGCGCCUGCUAGCUGUGGUUGAUGCUUUGCCUGAUGCCAAUGGUGGAACGUUUUCACUCGUCCGAGCUGAUUUAAGCAUCAAUCCAUUGCAAACCUUUGGCCUGGCGAGGUACCUCACUUGUUGCAGCUCGUAGUUGAUAAUUUAUUCCCGACGAAUCGCGCGCGCAUUUGUGGAACAGGGGUUUUGUGCGUGUUAGAACCGAAUUUGGAACCAUUCGACAAACCAACAGGGCGACCUUGAUCAGAAUGUCGGACAAACCGAAUGACCAAACGGAGGUGAAAAAUUCCGUCGAAAUUCCACUGGCUGGACAAAGCACCGAGGCUGGAGCGAAGAAGCCCCCGUGGUUGGCUCUGAAAAAGUAUGUGAAUGCCAAAAAUGUGAGAAGAUUGCUCAAGAUAGGACAAGUGCUCAUCGGGGUAGUAAUCCUAGCGUUGAUUCGCCCCAGGAAUCGGUGUGGAUUCUUCUACAACCAUCAAGGGAUCCCGGAGUAUGUGCUGAUUAUGCUUACCUACAUGGUUACGGUCAUAACCCUAGUUCUGCUGGUGGAUUCCUUUGUCAAGGGUCAACCAAUUCGUAAGGUGUUCACCCUGGACCUGUGGUCCCGUUUGGAACUGUGGUUCACCGGAUUGGCAGCGUUGGUACUGCACAUCGUAUCCUACUUUGUACUGGCUCUGAACGUCAACUGUCCCUACGCAUCGCCGAACUGGACCGGAACCAGCUUCGGAUUGGUCGCUUCCGGACUUUACCUGGCCGAUUGGUGGCGCGUAUUCAGCGACAGGAAGCAACCAAAGCAAGACGAAGGCUUCGAGGAGAUCAACAUCACUUCGAGUUAAGAAUCCAACAGUUUACAAUAACACAUUACUUCCUAACUAAGCGUGACCAAAAGAGUGUUAUCUACCAUUAGCUGAAGUAGUUUAAUCAAACUGCACGAAACCCGUGCCAUAUACAUGUGUAUGUGUGUCUGAAUGAAUGCCGUUUUUCUCUAAACGAAAAAUGUAUGCAAUUCACAUUCUUCCAUGUAAUAAUUUUGCAGUUCACUGAGGGUAACUAUUUUAACCCGCCAUCUCGUACGAACCAUUCGGAAACGGAGACAUAUUAGAUAGAAAGUACAAGUCGUAACUAUUUAUAGCUAGUUUGAAGUAUUUUUAUUUAGAUUAAGAAACGCUUUUGAGAAAACAUUUAUUUUAUUUAAUCAUGCAUGUGCCAUAUGAGUUGAAAAUAAAACCAUGGAUAUCUGUAUACCAAUAACA
Ochlerotatus camptorhynchus is the source of this 1251-nucleotide messenger RNA. RefSeq lists its product as uncharacterized. NCBI's taxonomy places the organism in Eukaryota, Metazoa, Arthropoda, Insecta, Diptera, Culicidae. The transcript is spliced from 2 exons. The record is from RefSeq and is a predicted model, not a curated record. The coding region runs from base 247 to 834 and encodes 195 amino acids.